Molecule: messenger RNA, 1061 nt
Organism: Sorghum bicolor (sorghum)
Lineage: Eukaryota; Viridiplantae; Streptophyta; Magnoliopsida; Poales; Poaceae
Exons: 2
Coding region: 86-505 (139 amino acids)
Source: RefSeq, a predicted model, not a curated record
AGCUAACGUUUGGAGUCUCACAAUUAUCUCCUUGCCCGCGAGAAAAAGAAAGAAAAAAAAAAACUAUCUCCUGGCCUGCGAAGCCAUGGCGGAUGCGCCGGCGAUGCCCUCGUCACCACCGGCGUCCGCUGGCAACGGCGAUCCAUCCUCGCCUUCCGUACCCGUCCCUCGUGUGCUCCCCUCCACAAUGCUCCUUGACAACCCGCCUCCUUCCAGCGGUAGGGCGCGGGGCCCGCGCGGCGGCAGGGCGGCUGCGGCGUCGGGGAGCGGCGGGCGAGGUGGCGGCAGGGGGACGAAGUCCACUUUGACGGUUGCGACUUCAUACGGUACAGAUGGGAGGAAGCCGGACCGGCUCGUCGAGGCGGUUAAGAAGGUGCCGACAGACGUGGACGCGGGACUGGCAUCCGCCGACAUUCUGCAGCUGGCGUUGGCGAAGGGGCCUAUGUUCGAGUGGCUGAGCUACUGGCCGGAGAAGGGGUUCCGCAAGGAAGAUCACCCCUACUGACGCACGGUGCGUUUCCUCUGCUAGCUGCCUGAAGAAAUGCAUCUCAGGUUUGACUGGCAAUAUCUGCAACAGCACCAGGACCAUAUGGGAGGAAAACUGCAGAAGAUUUGGAUGCUACACCAAUUUCUUUCAUGGUGCCAAAAUCCAUGACAUCCUUAGCUGAAGUCCCAGUCACGUUGCCACUAAAGCCAAGUACACUAUCUCUUAGCCCAUCAACUAUGGCUUGUCGCCGUGCAAUUCCUAGACCAGAGAGAUACUUGGCUUCAGCCUCACCCUCAGCCCUUUUGAUCUGAAUGAUUUUCUCUGCCUCUGCCUUCUCAUUUGCCGCAACACGCAGUCUUGCAGCUGAAGAAAAGGAAAAAUUGGUUAGUGGUAGAAAUGAAACUGCACUAUAUUACUGUGAUAUCAAUGUUUGAUUAAUUUAUGGCUCGUUACAAACCAGUAUGAAGAUUUUAGAUGGAUGAUCAAUUGCUAAGUUCUUCAAGUUCUAGCAGCUCUUCAUGUUGAAAUGUACUUCCUUUGUUUCAAAUAUAAAGUGCGGUUUGACUUGGCACAA